AGUUCACAAUGACACCACUUGAACAGCGGGAAUAUUUAUGUCUCGCGGCUUAGCGGUUCUGCGUUCGAAUUCCUAUACAAUGCACUACCUUACUUGGUGCUGGUGUCAAGGGGGCAUCUGGCUGUAGAAUAGUCUUUAAAAAUCUCGUUCAACCCAUGCUAGCAUGGAAAAAAAGAUGUGAUGAUGAUGAUGAUGAUAAAAUUGAACAAAGGAAGUAUUGAAUCGACCCUACUUUAAUGUUAACGACAAAAAAGUUAUCAAUGCCUGUGUGUGCGAGGGGGUGGUGGUGUAUUCUUUUCCUCCACUUAGAGUGGAAUAUUUAACCGUUCCCGCUUGGAUCCAAUGAAGACUGUUUAGUUACUAUGACAACAGUUAUUGGUAAAAACGUUAUCAGAAAUAAUCAAAUAUAUAAGUCUAUAUUAACAGAGACAAAUUUAUCAGCGUUUGUGUUCGGCCAUGUGAAACAAAAUAAAUUGAAGAUAAUUCGAAGGAAAAAGGCGUUUAUUUAAAGUAAUGCCCAGAAGUGAGAAACACAAACAGUGAGAGUAACAGAGGAAAGAAAGAAAAGAAAAAAAAGGAAAAGAUUCUUGAAGGCUGCAGUAAAGUUUCAAGAUGUUGUGGAUGACAACUGCUGCAAAAGUCUAUGAUGAGGUGAUGCAGAAGGGAGAUCCCCGUGUUGCUGAUUGGUUCAUGAUGUCUUCACCUGUACCUAGUUUCCUUAUAUGUCUGGUCUAUAUGGUAAUUACUAAAGUUGGACCCAUAUUCAUGGCCAACCGAAAACCCUUCGAAAUUCGUAAUGUCAUGCUUGUUUACAACAUUGCAAUGGUUUUGUUAUCUGCAUAUAUAUUAGAAGAGUUCAUAUCGUCUGGCUGGUUUGCUGGUUACAGUAUACGAUGUCAACCAGUUGACUAUUCUCGAUCUACACAAGCCAUGAGGAUGGCCGCAGCCUGUUGGUGGUUCUAUUUUUCUAAAUUUAUUGAACUUUUUGAUACGAUAUUCUUUAUUUUGAGAAAGAAACUAAAUCAAGUCUCUUUCCUUCAUGUCUUCCAUCAUGGCAUUAUGCCAGUCUCAUGGUGGUUUGGAGUAAAGUUUGUUCCAGGAGGUUUUGGAACUUUCCAUGCGAUGUUAAAUUCAUUUAUUCACCUUGUUAUGUAUGUAUAUUACGGAUUAUCAGCAGCUGGACCCAAUUUCAAGAAAUAUCUUUGGUGGAAACGGUAUAUGACUUCAUUACAAAUUACUCAAUUCAUAUUUGUAUUUAUUCAUGCCUCCCAGCUCCUGUUUAUUCCUUGUAACUAUCCCAAAGUAUUUGCUUACUGGAUAGCCCUGUAUGCAGUUAUUUUCCUGAUCCUGUUUUCUGAUUAUUUCCACAAGACCUACCGAUCAAAGCCAAAAGUUGCAACAUGCCAAGAAUCCAGGACUGGAAUCUCCACACAGAAGACGUCUAAUCUCAAUGGUGUUGUUGGAAAUAAUAUUGAGAAGAAAUCUAAGUAGAGAACGCAUGAUCAGUUUUGUAUGAAAGCUUUGCAGUCAAUGGCUGCACACAAGUUCUAUCUAUUCUUAAUUGAAAAUUAAUUUAAUGUUUUAAUUUGUUUAUUUGAAGAAUCACGAAGUAACAUUGGUCCUGAUGGCUUUCAGGAACAAUUCUGUACAAGUAUUAAAAGCAAAAAUAUUGUUUUGAAA
Molecule: messenger RNA, 1680 nt
Organism: Octopus sinensis (East Asian common octopus)
Lineage: Eukaryota; Metazoa; Mollusca; Cephalopoda; Octopoda; Octopodidae
Product: elongation of very long chain fatty acids protein AAEL008004
Exons: 8
Coding region: 613-1491 (292 amino acids)
Biological process (GO): fatty acid elongation, saturated fatty acid; fatty acid elongation, polyunsaturated fatty acid; sphingolipid biosynthetic process
Cellular component (GO): endoplasmic reticulum membrane
Molecular function (GO): fatty acid elongase activity
Source: RefSeq, a predicted model, not a curated record